AAAAAGAUAUUUUGCGCUGAAACGUGCUAUUGCUGAGAGCAUGUGUUCAGGUUCAGGAGAACUUUAAUUGAAAAUUCAGUUAUUAAGAUUUUUUAAAUGUGUACAUAAAUUGAUUGUUGUAUUAGAUGCUUUACUGUGACAUUGAAAAAAAACGUUAUUAGAAAAUGAAAAGAUUCAAUGAUAUCUCCACUAUUAGUGGUGAGAAAAAAUGGUACAAGGAAUAUCCGAAGACAGAGGAACCUUGCAAACAUUCUGUAUCCGAAGUUGGUGUGUUACAACUAAAAGACGAAGGAAAAAAAUAUCUGGAUGCAGAGACUGCCAGUUUUCAGUUGAAACAAUCUAAGUCACAUGACUCAGAGACAAAAUGGUUAAAGACAGCAUUGCAGCAGGGUACUUUUUCGGAUAGAAUAGCAGCCAACAUAGUGCUGGUGCAAGAUAAUCCAAAAUAUAAUUUCAGUCGUCUAAUAUUUCUAGUCUCUCAAGUAAAAGGGGCCAAACACAGUCAGUGUAGUUUGGUCAUAACGUCUCUCAAGGAACUCUUUCUAACUGAUCUGUUGCAUCCAACUUUUAAGUUGUUAAAAUUUGAAGAACAGGAUCUAGAUAAGCUUGAGGUAGGAAAUGAAUCAAAUUCUAUUGUUAAAACAAAUGCUGCUAGAAAUAGAUUACUGGCACAUUGGUACUUUGAAGAUCAACUGCGUGAGCAGUAUGAACGCUUUGUUUUAAGUCUGUCUGUAGUAGCCACUGAUACAGUAGACAUAAAUCGUGAAAAAGCCAUAUCGGUAAUGACAGAUUUGUUGAUGGGCAAUGCUGAACAAGAACAUAAGUUAUUGGAGUUGAUUGUGAAUAAAAUCGGCGAUCCUACUAGCAAAAUUGGAUCUAAAGCUGUAGUUUGCAUCAACAAGUUAUUGCAAGAGCAUCCGAAUAUGAAGCUAGUAGUUUUGCGUGAAGUUGAGAAACUAUUGUUUAGAAAAAACGUGUCCCAACGUGCUCAAUAUUACGCUAUAUGUGUGUUGACACAAUUUUAUCUGGACAGAAACGACGACGAAAUAGCUGUUACAUUGGUAGAAGUGUACUUUGCGUUUUUCAAAGCAUGUUUGAAAAAGGGAGAACCUGACAGCAGAAUGAUGGCAGCAAUUCUAACGGGUGUUAAUAGAACAUAUCCUUUCGCUAAGAUAGAUUCAAAGGUGCUCAGCAAACACAUUGAUUCUGUUUACAAAGUGGUGCAUUUUGGGUCGUUUAAUGUCUCUCUUAAUGCACUUACCUUAUUGCACCAAAUUACAGGCAAGGACGAGUCUCAAGCAAACAGAUUUUAUUCGACUUUUUACAAAAAGUUACUCGAUCCACAAAUAGGAGUAGCAAAUAAACGCGCAAUGUUUCUUAACUUGAUAUAUCGAGUUCUUCGGAAAGAUCAAAGCGUAUUACGUCUAUACGCAUUUAUUAAAAGAAUCUUGCAAAUCACACUGUGCUUCCCCGCAAAUAUGACAUGUGCUAUGCUCUAUGUUGUCUCUAAAAUUCUUCAAGAACGCAAAGACUUGAGGCACAUCCUGCUCAAGUCACAGAAAGAUGUGAAUAAAAUCGAGAAUGUCGAUUGUGAAGGAAAAGUUGAAAACGUUUGUGAAGUAAGCUCGUCAGAUGCAGAUGUUUCUAGAAUAAAAAAUAAGAAUAAAGACGAAAACACCAUUAUGUUAUCGAACGUAACAAUUGGCGCUGACACCGCGUCAGGAUCGCAAACCGAUGUGAAGGAAGAGACCGACGUAAAAGUUGAGGAGCAAAAUGUGAAGUUGUAUGAUCCCUUUUGUCGGAAUCCACUCUACGCGGGAGUAGCCAAAGGGUUGUACACCGAGCUUGCAGCAUUGUCCAGACAUUUCCAUCCCAGUGUUGCUAUAUUCGCAAAUCAGAUAAUUCAAGGUAAACCGAUUGAGUACACGGGCGAUCCGUUGGAGGAUCUGACGUUGAUUCGAUUUUUGAAUCGGUACGUCUUUAAGAACUCGAAGAAGUCAGAAGAUAAGAAGGUGCAGAAGAAAAAUGAUCCCUUGGCAAUACGCGCCGGAUAUACACCCAAGGGUGUACGCUCCCUUCCUGUCGAUAGCGCAGCGUAUCUCAACGAAAGGGAGGAGCGAAUACCAGUGGACGAGUUGUUCCUUCAUAAAUUUUGGAAGAAAGAGAGCGAGACUAAGGACAUCAAGAAAGAAGACGAUGAUGAAGACAUGGAGAGCGUUAACAGUGAAGAGUUCAACGAUAUGCUAGAUCGUGUGGGCACCAACUACGAUUUAGACGAUUUAGACGAUUUAGACAGUUUAGACAAUUUAGACAUUGCGACAGAUAUCGCGCUUGGGAAGAAAAAAGCAGCUAAAGUGGUUGACAAGAAUAAUGAAGGUAACGAUGAUGAAUUGGGAGAUGAGGAUAUCCCUGAUGAAAAUGAUGAGAUGCUGCAAGAUUUUGACGAAGAUGACGAGCUGCAAGAUUUGAGCGAUAUUGAUGUUGAAGAUCUUGAUGAUGAGGAUCUGAGCGACAUGGAAUUUAACGAUUCCGAUGACGGAGAGGCUUUAGAUGAUGAAUUAAUUUCGAAUCUAAAUGAAAAGUUGAAGACAAAAAGUCCAAAGACCAAACAGAAUAAAAAUAAGAAAGGAAUAGAUAAUAAUAUAUUUGUAUGUGCAGAGAAGUUCGCUGAAAUGCUGGAGGAGCAAAGCAAAACGAAGGAAAAACAUGGAUAUAGUAACACUUUCAACACCAGCGACGGUGCUAGUUCCAAACAAAUAGAUUGGGAAACGAAACGGCAUGAACGGUUGAGAGGAUCGUUUGACAGAAAGAAACGGAAACCUGGUCAAUCGUCCAAUAAGCGUGCUAAAAGAUUCAAACGAUAGAUAUAUAAACAUUUUAUGGACAUAACUUUACAUCGGUUUACAAUAAGUCCUUAAUAAUUCUUUUUUAUUCUAAGGCGAUAUUAUGAACAAUAAGAAGUAAUGUACAGAACAUAUAUACUAUUAUAGUUAUUUAUAGAUUUUCAUCUCUUUUUGAGCUUGUACGUCAAAUCGUGUUAAUCAUUUAUAUAUCUCGCCAUUACAUCGUCGUUGCAACAAGUUGCUUAUGGUACAAAUAACUAAACAAAUAGUGAAACAUUGUAUUUUAAUGUGAACAAUAAUUUGUUUUAAAAUAUAAUUUACAUAAAUUAAU
Molecule: messenger RNA, 3174 nt
Organism: Linepithema humile (Argentine ant)
Lineage: Eukaryota; Metazoa; Arthropoda; Insecta; Hymenoptera; Formicidae
Source: RefSeq, a predicted model, not a curated record